Molecule: messenger RNA, 2400 nt
Organism: Penicillium samsonianum
Lineage: Eukaryota; Fungi; Ascomycota; Eurotiomycetes; Eurotiales; Aspergillaceae
Product: putative translation elongation factor EF-1 subunit
Exons: 5
Coding region: 1-2400 (799 amino acids)
Biological process (GO): translation
Molecular function (GO): GTPase activity; GTP binding
Source: RefSeq, a predicted model, not a curated record
AUGUCGCGACACCGUAUUAAGGAUGUCGACUACGACGAUGAUGAUUUCUAUGACGAUGAGGACGCACCAGCUGACCCUGAGGAACAGGAGUUCUUGCAACAGUGUACUACCGCUGUUUUGCAACAGCUCGGUGCCGGGCAACCGUCAGUGACCGCCACAAAAGAAGAAGUGCAAGACGCAUUAUGGCACUACUACAAUGAUAUCGAGAAGUCGGUCAAUUAUUUGAAGGGAAAGAGAGAGAAGGAGGCUACGAAGCUGCAGAAAUCGAAGAUUCAACCAGUACCAGCAUACCCUGCUCCUCCUUCCACAGCACACUUCUCGGCUGCCGAUUUCUUUCGCGAUUCUCCCUGGCUCAACGUUCCCUCUCAUCGGAAAUCGGAAAUCCUGAUUGAGCCGCUUUAUCCACGUUUGGGGCUCUUGGGCGGUGCACCGGAGAGUGGUGGAAAACUGUCCAAAUUGGCCGCGCUAGCUGCAGCCCGGAAGAAGAAAGAGGGCGAUAAGGCACCAUCGCUGCCGGAGACUUCGACUCCAUCAACUCCCAAACUUGAACAACCAAAGAUGUCCUCGCUUGAUCAUUCGGGUACUUCGCGCUCUCUUCGUGACAGACUUGCAGCUAGCGGGAGGUCCACACCAAAAGCUUCAGAGAGUCCUGGGUCUCUCCGUCGUUUGGCAACGCCAAACUCCUCUUCGCAUCCGUCAUCGAAGCGGCCCGGAUCCGAGACCAGAAAUCCAUCUGUGUCUGAGGUCUCGGAAUCAAUGCAAAGUGUGGUACUUGAAGCGAAAGAAGAACCAGAACCCCAGCAAACAGUGCCUACCAUUCGAGCCUCGCCCUCACCAUUUGCCAGCACUAUCGUUGGCGCAGCAACCGGCCCGACAGCAGCUGAGCCCAGCCACUUACACUCCAGCUCAGACCUGUUGAGGAUCUAUGGACAGGAUCAUGCUGAACCUUUUGACUUUGCAGCGCCCAGCCCCGACGAUGUCGUUCUCAAUGCACAGAACACAGCGAAAGGAAUGAAGUCGAAAUCGGCCGCAUCGAAAUCGACAGUGGCGAAGAAAGGCCAGUCUGAUCUGGCAGGUGGCAUGAAGGACCUAUCAGUGGAAGACAAAGUGACCGUCAAGAGCAAGAAUCUUGAUGUUCUAUCAGAGUACAAGAAGUCCACCCGCAAGCGGUCCGCAAACUUUGUGGUUAUUGGUCAUGUUGAUGCUGGAAAGAGCACUCUCAUGGGACGGUUGUUAGCAGAUCAAGGUGCUAUCGACCAACGGACUCUAGAUAGGUAUCGGCGAGAGGCCGAGAAGAUCGGUAAGGGCUCAUUCGCCCUAGCCUGGGUCCUGGACCAAGGGUCAGAGGAGAGAGCACGAGGCGUGACAAUAGAUAUCGCCACCAAUCAGUUUGAGACCGACAAGACAGCCUUUACCAUUGUUGAUGCACCAGGUCACCGCGAUUUCGUCCCGAACAUGAUCGCUGGUGCCAGCCAGGCAGACUUUGCUGUUCUGGUCAUCGAUUCCAGUGUGGGCAAUUUCGAGUCGGGGUUGAAAGGUCAGACUAAGGAGCACGCUCUGCUGGUGCGCAGCAUGGGCGUUCAAAGGAUUGUGGUGGCUGUGAACAAGAUGGAUACCGUGCAAUGGGAUCACGAACGAUUCGAGGAGAUUGAACAGCAGAUCUCCGCGUUCUUGACAACCGCGGGCUUCCAGGACAGCAACAUUUCGUUUGUGCCGUGCUCGGGAGUUCUAGGAGACAAUAUUUCUCGACGGACUGACGACCCUCACGCAUCCUGGUACACAGGUCGCACAUUGAUUGAAGAACUGGAAACGUCGGAGCCAUACACACACGCCCUCGAAAAGCCUUUACGUAUGACGAUUGGUGAUGUCUUCCGAGGUGGCGUGCAAAAUCCACUUUCCAUCUCUGGCCGUAUCGACGCAGGCAGCUUGCAGAUGGGCGACCAUAUCCUGAUCAUGCCCAGUGGUGAAACAGCAAUAGUGCGCAGUUUGGAGGUGGACAGCGAACCGAGUGACUGGGCCGUGGCAGGUCAAAACGUCGUUUUAAACAUCGCCAAUAUCGACCCUAUUCACCUCCGUUCCGGUGACGUUGUCUGCCGUCCUUCUUCUCCCAUUCCUACCAUCACUUCUUUCACCGCCAAAGUUCUGGCCUUCGAACACCUGAUGCCCAUGCAAGUGGAUGUGCACCGUGGCCGUCUACAUGUACCUGGCCGCAUCAGCAAGCUGGUUGCCUCUCUGGACAAAGCGUCCGGAGCGGCUAUCAAGAAACGCCCAAAGAUUGUGGGCCCGGGUAUCGUGGCGCGUAUUGUGGUUGAAAUGGAUCAAGCUGUUCCUCUUGAGGCACCGACCAGGAUUGUCCUGCGCGCGGGAGGCUCGACGGUAGCUGCUGGUUUGUUAGAAUGA